Wyeomyia smithii (pitcher-plant mosquito) is the source of this 1046-nucleotide messenger RNA. RefSeq names its product mediator of RNA polymerase II transcription subunit 27 (gene MED27). The record is from RefSeq and is a predicted model, not a curated record. Lineage: Eukaryota; Metazoa; Arthropoda; Insecta; Diptera; Culicidae. Gene Ontology annotation, molecular function: transcription coactivator activity. The transcript is spliced from 5 exons. Gene Ontology annotation, cellular component: mediator complex. Bases 99 to 986 code for a protein of 295 amino acids. Gene Ontology annotation, biological process: regulation of transcription by RNA polymerase II.
UUAUUAGUUUGACGUUUGUUUCAUUCCGGUGAUCGGCUAAAGUGAAACAAUAACUUGUUUUUUGUUGGCUUACUUAUAACAUUGUUGUUCCUAUUAAAAUGAAUUUAGAACCGAUUAACAAUGCUUUAUCUCAUUUGCGAGUUUUACGAUCCAGCGUUGGUCAAGUUUUUGAAUCCCUUGGAAAUGGUGUCCGAGCAGAACACGGCGAAGAAGGCAAAGAGCAAAAGUUUCUGCACGAAUUGCAAGAGCAUCUGAAUGCCGUAAAUUCAAAUCUCAGAGAAUUCGAGGUAUGCAUCAAUGAUCUUACGCCGCCGCAGGCUCCUUUUAAUCUGGCCAACACAGCGUAUCUCUCGCUGGAAACUAACCUUGAACGACAGGCCCUGUACCCACAUCUAGUACAAAGCUACAAGUGGCAUGAUAAACUGCACGAGUACAGCACCUUUGCCUCAACGCUGCUGCAGCAAAAUACUCUCAAACGAUCCUAUUAUGGCAACACCAAGCGGCGAAGGUCUCUACCUUCUAGCCAUCUCGCUACCCCGCAAACGGUGGAUAACCUCAUUGGUGGUAUUCACUUUAACAACAUGAACCUAAAAAUCGUUCGUCCCUCGAUGACGAACGCAAUCUUGCACAUUACAAUAGCGCGCGUGUUACGAGCGGCCGUCAUUUUGAAGGGGUUACUUAUCGAGUGGGUCACCGUGAAGGGUUACGACGAGUCCCUGCUGGACGGAGUCGAUGAACACUGGACCGAAUCGCGCCACCAGGUUUUCCGGAAGGUGCAGGACCAUGCUCAUUCGGCCAUGUUGCACUUCUUUUCACCAACUUUGCCUGAGCUGGCGAUUCGUAGCUUCAUUACUUGGUUCCGCAGUUAUGUGACACUGUUUGCUGAUCCGUGCAAAAAGUGCGGCAAGCAUUUGCAUAAUACUCUGCCACCCACGUGGAGAGAUCUGCGAACCUUGGAGCCUUUUCACGAGGAGUGCAAACAGUAAUACUUGGUUCAUAAACACGUAAGUUUACAUACUAAAUUAAAAAUGAAUAAAAUCAUCAAA